Messenger RNA from Schistosoma intercalatum, 572 nucleotides. The record is from the annotation of a GenBank genome assembly. Lineage: Eukaryota; Metazoa; Platyhelminthes; Trematoda; Strigeidida; Schistosomatidae.
AGAUUCCAUUUUAUUACAAUAAUACAUUUAAAUAAGAAUAAUAAAUUAAUGUAUUUGGUCAAAGAAAUAUUCUAAAUCAAAUAGACUGUUUGUGAAUACAAUCUGCUAAUUGUUUAAUAUAUACAUGUAUAGAUAUUUAUAGUUAUCAUGAACAUCAACCAUAUGACUAAAAUACUUACGUUAAUUUGUAUUGAAGCAAUAAUAUGCGAAUCAACCAAAACCAUUAGUACUAAACCAUGGUAUAUGAAAAAAGAGCAUCUAAUUCAUAAAUUUCAUUACAAAGGUUUAGGAACUGAUAAUAAAAAAUUAAAUUCAAUCACAGUUCAUGGUGAAAAUGUUCCUGUUGUUCCACUAUCCGUUGCUACUCUCAUUGAUCCGGAGUUAUCUUCUGAGGAUGCGGACGCAAGUGACAAAGCAGAAUAUGUUCACAGUUUUUGAUUAAAACAACCCUUUUUCUGAAAGAAAUAAACAACGGUAUGGAAAGAAAUGAAAUUUUGAUCGCUUACACUUUUGCUAUGAUUUCUGCCAUAAGUGACUUUAUUAACUAAACAAUAUUUCAAUCAACUUCUGAA